AUGGAAUCUAACACAUAUGAUGCAAAGAUCGUCGGCAAAGAAUUCUGCGAGGCUAGUGGUUUUCCGAAGCUAGAAACUCUUAGAUUUUCUUCUAAGCAUCUUGUGGAGUGGGCUGAGAUAGUGAAUGGAGCCUUCCCUAGUUUAAGGUAUCUCGAAUUUCAUAAUUGUGAAAAUAUGAGAUUUGUUAAUGAAGACUUGAGGAACAUAUCUACGCUUCAAGAACUAAAACUCCAAGUACACGGAGACCUUGCAAGGCAACUGCUAGGUGAAGAGAAUUACAAGAUUAAACAAAUUCCAAAAUGGGGGCUUAAUGAAUAUGGUAAACAGAGAGUUUGUAAAGUAGAAGUUGACGAGAGCAAUCCUGAGUCAAUUGAUUUUAAAAAUCUCGAGAUUCGUUCUCUGUUUUUGGAUGCUAAAUACAAUCAUUCGGAUUGUGAUCGAGGUCUUUCCGUGGCCUUUAUGCAAGAUAUUUGCAAGUUGCAAUUUUUGGUGGUGUUGAGAAUAUUUGGUGUUGUUCAAUCUAUUCCUGAUGAAGUGGGGAAUUUGGUUAACCUCAAAUUUUUGGGGUUGGCUGUGUGUGUAAAUUUGGAUAAACUGCCGCGGACUUUAGGUAAUCUUCAAAAACUUCAAACUCUGGGUCUAAAAUAUUGGGGAAGACUACGAGAACUACCGGUAGAUGUGCUGAAACUUCAACAGCUGAGGCACCUUCAACUUGGCGACAUCAAUGACUUGGGAGUCAGAGUACCCAAAGGGAUUGGAACGUUGGUAAAUCUGCAAACAUGUGAAGGCGUGUGUGCAGGCUACGGCAUUGCUAAUGAAUUGGGUACUUUAACUCAACUACGUAGAUUUGGCGCUAAUUGUGUCUCUGAAGGUCAUUCUAGUGAGCUAGCUGCAGCUAUUAUGAACAUGCAAAACCUUCUCUCAUUGACAUUAGAAGCCGAGGGCGUAUUGAUUGAUGGUGAAUACAGAGGUGUUUUACCUCAACUUGAAAACUUUUCCCCACCGCAUCUUGUUCAAGAGCUGACUUUAUGUGGAGCACUAAUUGAAAUCCCCAGCUGGGUCAUUUCCAUGCAGAAACUUACCAGCUUAAAUUUAUAUAAAUCUUAUUUAUCACAAGAUGACGCUUCUAUUCUUCAAUAUCUUCCCAAAAUAAAAUAUUUGUAUCUAUGGGAAGCGUACAAUGCAAAGAUCAUCGGCGAAGAAUUUUGCGAGGCUGGGGGUUUUCCGGAGCUAGAAACUCUUCGAUUUAGUUCUGAGCAUCUUGUGGAGUGGGGUGAGAUAGUGAAUGGAGCCUUUCCGAGUUUAAGGUAUCUCGAAUUUCAUAAUUGUGAGAAUAUGAGAUUUGUCACUGAAGACUUGAGAAAUUUAUCUAUGCUUCAAGAAGUAAAUUUCAGGGCAGUACAUGAAGACCUUGCAAGGCAACUUCGCGGUGAAGAGAAGUACAAGAUUAAAGGAAUGCCAAAAGUAAUGAUCAACGGGUCAUAUAUAUCUUGGUAG
Molecule: messenger RNA, 1497 nt
Organism: Mercurialis annua (annual mercury)
Lineage: Eukaryota; Viridiplantae; Streptophyta; Magnoliopsida; Malpighiales; Euphorbiaceae
Product: probable disease resistance RPP8-like protein 4
Exons: 2
Coding region: 1-1497 (498 amino acids)
Source: RefSeq, a predicted model, not a curated record